Molecule: messenger RNA, 963 nt
Organism: Leishmania braziliensis MHOM/BR/75/M2904
Lineage: Eukaryota; Euglenozoa; Kinetoplastea; Trypanosomatida; Trypanosomatidae
Exons: 1
Coding region: 1-963 (320 amino acids)
Biological process (GO): carbohydrate metabolic process
Cellular component (GO): membrane
Molecular function (GO): galactoside 2-alpha-L-fucosyltransferase activity
Source: RefSeq, a predicted model, not a curated record
AUGGGCAACCAGCUUUUCCUUGUUGCAAACUUGUUAGCCACGGCGCAGCGCACUGGCAUACCGGCCUACCUGGAGGCAGCGCCGUUCAGCAGCAGCGCCGAAGCCCCACGCCCCACUUACUGGGGCUCUCUUUUUCGAAACCUCAGCCAGCAUGGAGUUCAGAUGUGCGUGUCCUCGCCACCGCUGCCGCCGCUCCCUUUCGUGGCGGUACCCGAGACUCGACCGGUGCGGAAGGUGCUGCUUGAUGCGCAGCGGGCCUGUGUCUUCAACAUGGUCGGCUUCUUCCAAAGCGAAGCCUUCUUCGACGACUACCCAACCAUAUCCUCCGUCAUUCCACCAGAGCUGUGGAGCGCUGCGCGCGAGCACCUGGCCAUGUACUACGGCGGCGGGUCGUGCCACACUGUCGCCUUGCACGUGCGGCGCGGCGACUACACGCGCUUUGCCGAUGUUUUCGAGCAGCUCGACGUCGUCGAGUACUACGACGCGGCUGUGCGGCAGCUGCUCGGUGGACUGCUCUUGCAGUCGCCGUCUGCUCUGCCGCAACCGCCGUCAGUGGAUUUGGCCCCCGCGCCGCCUGCCGGCCCACUGCCGCUGCCGUUCCUUCGCUUGCUCGUCUUCUGCGAAGAGGAGCGCUUUGGGCGCACCGUUGUGGGGUAUUUUCGCACAAAGUACCGAGGCGCCGUCCUGGUGAGUCUUGUGUGCGCCGCAACGGAGGCAAGCGCGGUAUCGGCGAGGCCACCUGCGGUGUCGCCGUCAGCGGGGCUGAUGCCGCGUGACGUGCUGGAGUUGCUGAUGAUGUCGCAGUGCAACGAUGUUGUGAUGGCAAACUCUACCUUCUCGUGGUGGGGUGCCUACCUGAACCGCGUCUCACUCCACCGCGUCAUCGCACCUUCCCGGUGGUUCGUGAAGGACCCGUACCCGGCGUCAAAUCACCUUUACUGCCCUGGAUGGAUACUCCUCUGA